This is a messenger RNA of Boeremia exigua, 1705 nucleotides long. Its product is annotated as cytochrome P450. Gene Ontology annotation, molecular function: oxidoreductase activity, acting on paired donors, with incorporation or reduction of molecular oxygen; monooxygenase activity; iron ion binding. The transcript is spliced from 4 exons. The coding region runs from base 180 to 1676 and encodes 498 amino acids. The record is from RefSeq and is a predicted model, not a curated record. Lineage: Eukaryota; Fungi; Ascomycota; Dothideomycetes; Pleosporales; Didymellaceae.
ACCGUGCAGGCCCGCUCGUAAGGUUAGGAAAUCAACCAUUUCGGAUCCCCAGGAUCACCGUUACAAGAAAUCGUAGCAACAAUGGAGGUAUAUGAAGACCAACAGCUACGACGGUCACUGCACCGGUGCCCUUCGUAUUCAGCGUUGCUAGACUCACAAAUCACGCGAACACUGCCCAAAUGAUCCCGCCCGCAAAAGAGCAUGUACCCGGCGGGUUCAACCCCUUGCACUUUACUGUGCUGUGCCUUACACUUCUCACACUUCGAUUCGCCUACGUGGGUCUAACAUGUCCCACCAGACAUCUGCCAGGACCCUGGUAUACUCGCUUCACACAUCUCAGACUGAAGCGAGCAGUCGUCACUGGUCAAAGGAUCUUCUACAUUGAUUCGCUGCAUAAGAAGUAUGGCCCCGUUGUUCGACUGUCUCCCAACGAGGUUGGUGUCGCAGACCUCGACGCUUUCAAAGAAAUUCACAAGAUCGGCACGAAGUAUAUGAAGAGUGAUUGGUACUUGCGAUUGGCCAACUUCCCCAAGGCAGGCGUCUUCACCAUGCUAGAUCCUCGGGAGCAUGGGCCCAGGAGAAAGCUCUUGUCUCGCUCCUUCAGCAGAACCUACCUUGUCGAGAACUGGGAGUCGACUGUCAGGGACAAGGCACUUCUUGCUGUCAAGAAGAUCAAGGCAGACGCCAUGAAGAGCUCUGCUGAUGUGUAUAACUGGUGGAUGCUGCUUGCCUCUGAUGUUAGCGCACAUCUGGCUUUUGGAGAGUCGUUCGGUAUGCUUGAGACAGGACACCAAAAUCAGUUCCUCCGUGUGCUCAAGAAGCUCACCAUGGGUGCCGGUAUCAUGGUCGAAAUGCCCUUCCUCCGUGUGCUGAGAUUUGUGCCUAUCCAAGCUGUACAGGAGAUGUUUAACGCGAAUGAGUACAUAAUACAAGGUGCUGGCCGAGCAGCUGAGAUGGCACGGUCUCGCAAGGGUGAGGCCAACAUCUUCGCGAAAGUCAUUGAGGACUGUGAAAAGGAGGGCGACGGUCACAUCGACGACAUGGAUGUUAAGAUCGAGGCUAUGAACGUCAUCAUCGCUGGUACUGAUACUACUGGAGUCACACUCACAUACCUCACCUGGGCUGUUCUCCAGCGCCCCGAGCUUCAAGCCUCUCUGGAAGCAGAGGCUACUGCGCUUGGAGAGAACUUCACCGAGAAUGAUCUGAUUAGUCUCCCUCUGCUCAACGCUGUAAUCGAAGAAACUCUCCGACUGUACGGUGCUGCACCCAGCAGUCUGCCCCGUGUAGUCCCUCAAGGCGGUACAAAGUUCUCAGGCCUCUACAUCCCUCAAGGUGUCACCGUCGACACACAAGCCUACACCUUCCACCGCGACCCCAACAUCUGGAGCGACCCUCUAACCUUCAACCCCUAUCGCUGGAUCCCCUCGAAGGAAGGCUUUCCCGCCGAAGCCCUCUCACCCGCCGCCAAAACCGCCUUCCAUCCCUUCGGCGCCGGCGCACGAUCGUGUAUCGGUAUCCACCUUGCUCGGAUGGAGUUGAGGUACGCGGUAGCUUUCAUGUUUAGGGAAAUGAAGGGCGUUAAGCUAGCGGCGAGCACAACGCCUGAGAGUAUGGAGUUUGAGAAUUUCUUCUUGAUCGCACCAAAGGCGCAUCGGUGCGAGAUUACGUUUAAUUAAAGUAAUCUGAGAGAGGAAUAGUAGUGCGU